AGGGGAAUCCCCUACCAUGUAUGCAAGGAAUUUUGUUAUUACUUCGUUAGCGAAUUAGCGUUUCGAAUUAUGUUCGAAAUGUGGUGAAUUAUCGGUCAAAUACUAAAGGAAUGAGCACAAUUUUGUUCUAUACUCGUGCGUUGAUAAUUGGGGCAACGAAAAGUCAAGGUGUUUUCGGAAAAACUGGCUCUUUAGUCGCAAAUAUUUCAAGUAACAGAGGAAUUAUAAGCAUUGUUCCACGAACAAACCAACCACAGAAACUUUUAAAAAUGCAAGAAGAAGAGAAUUCUUUACUGGAAGAAGCAAGAAAAGUUGUUCCUGCUUUAUCGUUUGGGAAACACAAAGGACAAGCUGGUCGUGUUGGGGUUAUUGGUGGCAGUGAAGAAUAUACCGGCGCUCCGUACUUUGCUGCUAUCAGUGCAAUGAAAGCAGGUGCCGACCUUGCUCAUGUGUUUUGUUCCAAAUCAGCUUCUACAGUCAUUAAAUCUUACAGUCCAGAACUAAUAGUUCAUCCUUUACUAGACGUACCUAAUGCUGUCACAUUAUUGGAUGAAUGGUUGCCAAGAAUACACUCGCAUGUGAUUGGUCCAGGUCUGGGCAGAGUGGAUGCAACACUUAACACAGUGAAAGAAAUUUUAAUUAAACUGAAAAAACAAGAAAUUCCAAUAGUUAUAGACGCUGACGGGUUGUUUCUGAUCACAAGAGACCCAAGCAUAAUACAUGGAUACACAAAAGCUAUUCUUACACCUAAUGUUGUGGAGUUUCAAAGAUUAUCAAAAGCUAUGAACUUAAAUUGGGAAAGUAAGGACUUGAACGGAUCGAUCAUGGAAACUGUGGAUUUAAGUAAAGCAUUGGGAGGUGUAACUAUUGUUAGGAAGGGUGAGGUUGACAUUGUCGCGGCAGGAGAUGAAGUUGUAACGAUGGAUGAGAUAGGCAGUCCACGUAGAUGUGGAGGGCAGGGAGAUCUUUUAUCAGGAGUUAUGGCUUUGUUUUCAUAUUGGACACACAACAGUACCUGCACCCCUCCACCCACCUUACUUGCUGGUUAUGCUGCUUGUUUCCUCACGAAACGCUGCGCAAAUCAAGCGUUUCAAAAACAUGGUCGCUCCACAGCUACAACUGACUUGAUUUCAGAAAUAAAUUCAGUUUUCGUGAAUAAUUUCGAGAACCCAACAGAUCCUAAAUCAUAGUUCGACAAAGGAUUAAAAAAUAAAAUUUUUGUAGGAAAUUCAAGGCUCAUUUCAAACGUCACCCACCAGAUUUUUUUCUGAAACUGAUUUAUUAUUUGUAGUACGGUUGUGAUAAACUGUUAUCCCAGAUUGCAAAACAUUUGUUUGCAUUGUUAUCCGAACUCAUAACCACGAAAGCUCUGGUUUAGGAAUAAUUACACUGUGUGUUAAUUUAUAUUUAUUUUUAAUCAUUUUUCAGUUGACUUUAUGCUGUAAAGUUUUAACCAGGGACCACGGUCUAAUAUAGACAUCUCUAGUAGGCUAUGCUGGGACCUAUAUUCUGCCUAAUAUAUAUUAGAAUCAUAUAAACAAUGCACAGCAUUGAACUGCCACACACAUUAGUUAACAGUGUAUGUUUCAUGUGUAUCGAGGUUUUACAUCACUACAAUGCUAUACUGUCUUCAUCGUUUUAAUAAUAUCACUUUCAUGCUCGCAGAGUUAAAAAUAAACGUAUAUUACCUAA
Ciona intestinalis (vase tunicate) is the source of this 1692-nucleotide messenger RNA. Its product is annotated as ATP-dependent (S)-NAD(P)H-hydrate dehydratase. The record is from RefSeq and is a predicted model, not a curated record. Gene Ontology annotation, biological process: metabolite repair. Gene Ontology annotation, molecular function: ATP-dependent NAD(P)H-hydrate dehydratase activity. Lineage: Eukaryota; Metazoa; Chordata; Ascidiacea; Phlebobranchia; Cionidae.